AUGAGAAAAUUCCGACCUAUAACAGAACAGGACAGAGAUGGAGCUGAUGAUCUGUUAAGUGCAGAAAAUAAGCAUCUUUGGAAUUCUAAAAAAGUCCUUGAAGUUCAACUCCGAAAUGUUCAAGAUAUACUGCAGAUUUUGGAAAAAUGUCGUCAACUGCUACAAGCAAAUCUCAAUGAGCGUGCCCGUGUCUUGGAAUUAACUAAUGAGUCGGCAGCAUUGGUUAAACAAAAACCACAAAAAGUUCGGCCAAGCACAGCAGACCCCAAGUUUGAAAAUCUUCAAUGCACAACAGUUUGCCCACCAAUAGCUUAUACACCUGAAGUUGAUGUAGCUUUAAAUGAAGCCCAAAAUGUAAGUGUGGAAGCGAAAAAAAUACGGGUAGAAGCUGAAAAUAUGAUCACUAAGGUUAAAGAGCUUAAUCAUGCUGCUCAUGAUUCUGUCAACAAAGGGUUGGCAAAAAAACUGGCAGAAUCAACACAUCUUAUGCAACAUUUGUCUCUGUGUCAUGGCCAGAACCGGAAAGCACUGCAACGUUCUCAGACAUUGUAUGAUAAGACAGAAUGGAGCAGGAACCAAUUGCUAAAUACAAACCUGACAUGUGCAGAACGUUAUGCUCGUCCAAUGAUGACUGUUUUUCAGAGGCAUGCUGGACACUAUCUACCUGGCACUACUGAAAUAAAUGAAGCCAAUCGUCAUUUGCUGAGUUCCAUGGCACAAAGCAGCCAGAAUAUUGAUCUGCUCAACUUAGCUAAACUCAACAUCCAAAGUGACCUUCGCAGCAAAUCAGCUGCUGUCAAGAUUGAUGGAGACGUGUUUCGCCUACGUCGCAAUCGAGCCAGCCACAGAUGGCCUAUUGGGGGACACUUUUGA
Acanthosepion pharaonis is the source of this 873-nucleotide messenger RNA. The record is from the annotation of a GenBank genome assembly. Lineage: Eukaryota; Metazoa; Mollusca; Cephalopoda; Sepiida; Sepiidae.